Molecule: messenger RNA, 1132 nt
Organism: Drosophila biarmipes
Lineage: Eukaryota; Metazoa; Arthropoda; Insecta; Diptera; Drosophilidae
Gene: Bfc
Exons: 1
Coding region: 213-968 (251 amino acids)
Source: RefSeq, a predicted model, not a curated record
AUUCACAUCAUUCAAACAUCCAGUCCCAACUUUUCGGCACGCCAUCAAAAUCAGAAAAAUUUCCAACAUAUCUUCACAAAAUUUUGGAGUUUGUGUUUAGGGCCAGAAAAUUUCAAAAUUCACCUUUAACAUAGAUAUAAAAAAAAUAAAAACUUCUCAUUUGGUGUAGAUAUUGUAGUGUUGUCCAUCUAGAUUUAUGGCUUUUAAAUAAAAUGGACAAAGCGGAGAACCCCUCUCGACUUGCAGACAACUUCCUGUACAUGCUGGAGUUUGUGGUGGACGAUCUUUUAAUUACUCGGCCGAAUCUCUGUGCCCCGGAGGAGUAUCCCACUUGCACGGAGAUCACGUUCCGCUCGAUUUUCCUGAAUAUACGCGAUCGGGAGGAUGGUAAAUGUGUCUCGCCGUGCUCUCCAAAGAGCGGAAAGUGCACCCUGUUCACGCUGGACUCGCCGAUUACGGACGAAGAUGUGAUGCACAUCCAUGUCUAUAAGAAACGCACCGAGAGCUGCAAGUUCCUCCUCGGAUUGACGGAGCUGCCGAUGAAGCCGAUCUUCGACCGGGUGAAGAAGGAGUUCGAUUUCCAGAACACAAACUGGGAGGAUAACGUGAUGACGCACGUCUCACGAUUGCCCAGGAUCAGGGGUCCCUGCAAGAAGACCAAUGACUGCGUUACCUGCUACGAGAAGCACCGGGAGCGCCGCGAGCAAUGGUGUCCCACCUCGGAGCUGACAAAGCGGAUGCUGCCCCUCUUCAAUCUCUGCAAGAUGCAGACCGGCAACAUAGUCCUGAUCCUGAGACUGGUGUGCAAUGGUCCCUCCGUCGUCUCCUCCUUCCCCGUCCAGAGUCCCAAGUGCAAGAAUCCCAACUGCCCUGGCUGCUGUCCUGCCCCUGCGGUAUGGCCGGCUCCCUGUCCCUCGCCAUUCGAUCCCUGCGAUCCCUGCAAGUCCAUCAAAACAAAGAAAGCGUAGGGAGGAGGUACAGCCGGGAUUCUACAUUCCGUUGUCAUCCAGUAAUCUUGAGAUAUCUUCAAUAUCCGUCAAGGAACCCGCUGAUUAACUAUGAUAUGUGACUAAGUACCAAUCACAUUACAUUUUAUAAAAAUAAAUAAAUACUUUGUAAUUUUCUACAUCAA